CUUUAUUCGCUAUGAAAACACAUGCAUUAGUUAGCAACCCACAGCCAUGCUAUAAAAGUGAUUUUUUUUCAAUGAAAGAUUAAACUGAAUGGUUAAACUUUGUUGCAGACAGAAGAACUUUACAACGACGAUACUCUUCAUAUUAUUAACGUCCAGAAGAUCAUAAAAAUUAUACAAGAAGCUUCUGCUACAAAAAAGAGCAAAGAAUCUUGUAAAAAGACGAAAACAAAUUUCAGAUGUUUAGCUAUGGAGUAGCCAUGUUGUUUGUUGUUGUUUUCUUCGAAACGACCUACAAUGUGGCAUGUUUAGCUCAUUUGGGAAAUGGAUCAGUUAAAGGCGGGAAAACGCCUGUGAAAGAAAAAGCCAGCGGAUUCUGCCAACGCCAUCCAAAACAAUGUGAGAUUAUAAAACGACGCUUUAAACUGCGUGACGAACAAUCUUCUCGCAGUAGCUACCUCACAAGUCAAUUAAAUCAAUUUCAAGCAGAUGAAUAUCACCCCGCACUUGAUUAUCAAAAACGUUAUAAUGGUUUUUCUAACAGUGGAAACAAAUUUAAAAUCAGUCAGUUAAAGAAUAACAAUAGAAAUAUUUUAAAAGAAGUAUUCACUCCUAGAUUGGACAGAAAAUAUGCGAUAUUAAAAAGAAUUCGUGAUAUUAUGAAUGAUGAUGUUAUAUUCCCGAGUACCGACGACAAACGAAGUAACACCGAAAACAGACGGAAAGUACUCGCGUUAUUAAUAACCGUAUUUAGAAAUAACGACUAUUCACAUUCAAAGCAAACUGUGGACAAAUUAUUAAAAGAUUUCAAAUUUGCCUAAUUCAAUUUUAGUUCUGUUAUAAAAAUUAUAAAAAUUGUAUUUAUUUAUUUAUACUGAUUUAGAAUUUAGAUAAUUAUGUUUUCUAGAUUAUCAUUUAUCUUUCCACCAAACGCUAAAGCAAGAGAAUUACUGGAAAGACAGAAGUUUAAAUA
This is a messenger RNA of Hydractinia symbiolongicarpus, 970 nucleotides long. RefSeq lists its product as uncharacterized. Lineage: Eukaryota; Metazoa; Cnidaria; Hydrozoa; Anthoathecata; Hydractiniidae. The record is from RefSeq and is a predicted model, not a curated record. Bases 237 to 818 code for a protein of 193 amino acids. The transcript has 3 exons.